AUGGCCGACCGGCUGCUCAACACCGUCUUGCAGUACUACCAGGACGUCCACGAUGCUGCGAGAACGGAGCAGAUCAUCGGGUCGACCGCGCACCUCCUCGCCCAGCUCUCCAACCCGCUCAACCUGGGUAUCCUGACCUCCCAGCUUCUCACGGCCCGAGCCAUCUGGCAUAACCCCGACGGGCUCCGCACGUCCAUUCGCAUUGUCAGCAUCUACAACACAGCUGCGUCCCGCGUCCGCGAGCAAGAGAAGGAGAAAAAUGCAGGAAUCGGUCUCCGGGGCGGCGGUGGACUCCAUUGCGAGGACUGGGUUCGCGCAGUCGUCAAGGGAGCUGAUGAUCGGUCGCGCCGAUGGCAGCAUCUGCUUGUCCUCACCGGUGUGUUGAUGGGGAUGGAAAACGACGACCGGCGAUCGCUCACUGCAGCCAUGCGAAAUACCCUCGAGAACGCGAUUGUGACGGCUGCGAACCUGGCUCUGGAGACCCAUGUGCAGGAUGGCCAUCUUGCUGCUGCCUCCAUAGUGAUGACGCUCAACUUUGCGUUCCCCCUGCUGUCUGAGUUCAACAGAUCCCAGGUCAAUUGCAAUGCGCUUUUACCCAUCAUUGUCCGUACCAUCACUACCGAGGAAGGGUUCCGUGACGGUCAGUUCCUCGAGGCCAUCGCACGCGAUAUCUCCGGUACGCUGGACACAGUUCUCAGCUGGCCCGCAAACUCUCUUUCAUUCCAGGCUCUUCAGGCCAUGGAUCAGCGGCCGUUGAUGGGAAACAUGGGUCCAUUGUCUAAGCUUGCUGGGUUCGCUGUCUCUCAGGCCCAAGACACAAACGCUGUGCUCUCGGCCCAACAGCAAUUACUCAACUUCACAGGAACCCUGCUGGAUCUUUGGAGGAGACUCCCCUUAAGCGAUGUAGAUCCUGCCCUAGAAGCAGCCAAGCUGAGCUCCGAGACCGUCCAGACCACUUGGCCAGCUCUCUGGCAGCUCCUGCGAAAGCUACUCUUCGGAGUCGUGGCAAUCCUACAGGCCAUCGUCUCCCGCAGUCUUCUGGAUCCUUUGAUGAUCAACGAGAGGGCCGCCCCCGCCAUCUCUUCCAAAUCUCUCCAUAUUCUAAGGAACCUUUCCUUCAUCUCUUCCCACGGCGGGAAUAACGCCUUCCAGGUCUACACAUUCACAUACAUGGCUUCCAUCGAUGUCAUCUCACGUCACCCACCUGCCUGUGAGAUGUAUCUGGCGGAAACACGACCGCAAGCUCCAGUUAUGCUGCCAACACAACACUGCCAGAGGACCUUGGACCUCUUUUUCCUCAAUCUCGCAGAGCAUCUUCCCCUCUCGCUAUCCACGAACGCAUGCGAGAAUCUCGUGCUCGAGCCAGCUCUUGCAUACAUCUCCCACGAUGGACCAAUGACCCGCACCAUUGUCGAGCUAUUCGAAGCUGCCCAUAGUGCCAUCCUGUCCGUCCUGUCAUGUCCACAACAUAGUCCUCUAACCGUUCGGAUGGCUCCCUUCUACAUCCUGAAGCUCUUUGAGUCAUUCCCAAGACACAUUUCUCCCCGUCAAUUCAGACUAGCUUUUAAGACCGUCAUGCAGAUUGUAUCACCGCCCUUCCCCGUUGCCGCCAUAAACCCGGACCUGUCGGAGACUCUUCUGGAGCUCCUCCGGCAUUACAUGGCCAACGCGUCCACCGAGCCCCUCCCAGCCACUUUGGACGCCGAGAAUGGCCAGGCGGGGACCCAGCAAGCCGAGGACCUCUUGUCCUACCAAAGCUCGCUUGCUCUGGCCCUCGUCGACUCCUUGCCGUUCUUACCGUUGCCAAUCGUUGAGGAUUGGCUCGCCACGGCUGCUCAGGCGCUGAAUGAGAUUGAAGAUCCCGGCCUGAGGGAGCCCGUCAAAAGGAGGUUUCUGGACAUCCUCGUCAGUGGAGAGAUGGAUGUCGAGCGGGCAGCCAUCGGCGUGAACUGGUGGGGCACAAGGGGCGGCCGAGAAUCUGUCCUUUUAGGUCGGAACUCUGAGUCUCUUAUGAUGAGCGGUGCCAUUGGGCCCGAGCGGUCAAGCCAUCUAUGA
This is a messenger RNA of Clonostachys rhizophaga, 2055 nucleotides long. Lineage: Eukaryota; Fungi; Ascomycota; Sordariomycetes; Hypocreales; Bionectriaceae. The record is from the annotation of a GenBank genome assembly.